Arctia plantaginis is the source of this 1572-nucleotide messenger RNA. The record is from the annotation of a GenBank genome assembly. NCBI's taxonomy places the organism in Eukaryota, Metazoa, Arthropoda, Insecta, Lepidoptera, Erebidae.
AUGACAAUCUUAAGUAAUUUUGUAAGGAUAAAUAAUUUUAUAAAACCGUUAAUAUCUACUGAAAGAGUUGUUAUAUUGGCCCGUAGAACUCUCAGCAAAAAUGGAAAUUUCGACUAUGACCUGGCGGUCAUUGGUGGUGGGUCCGGUGGGCUCGCCUGUGCGAAGGAAGCUGUAAAUCUUGGUGCGCGUGUCACUGUACUUGACUUUGUGCAGCCAUCACCGCAAGGUACCAAGUGGGGGCUUGGUGGCACAUGUGUCAAUGUAGGCUGUAUACCCAAGAAGCUGAUGCAUCAGGCUGCCUUACUAGGAGAGAGCAUUCAUGAAGCCACCGCUUACGGUUGGCAAGUACCGGCGUUAUCGAAUGUGAAGAUCAACUGGCCAGCGCUUACAGAAUCAGUGCAGAAUCACAUCAAAUCAGUCAACUGGGUCACAAGAGUGGACCUUAGAGAUAAGAAAAUUGAAUACAUUAAUGGCUUGGGAGAGUUCAAAGACCCUCACACCAUUAUAGCUACUUUAAAGAAUGGCUCAAAGAAAGAACUGACGGCGAAGAACAUAGUGAUCGCCGUAGGAGGCAGACCCCACUACCCAAACAUCCCUGGCGCUCUUGAAUACUGCAUCAGCAGUGAUGAUAUCUUUAGUUUGGGACAUGAGCCAGGCAAGACGCUGGUUGUUGGCGCUGGAUAUAUCGGUCUAGAAUGCGCGGGCUUCUUAAACUCCAUGGGUUAUCCGGCGACAGUGUUGGUGCGUUCCGUACCGUUGCGUGGAUUCGACCAACAGAUGGCGCGAAUGGUCACCAACGAGAUGGAGGAGAGAGGAGUCAAAUUCUGUCACAAGUGCGUUCCACUGUCUGUGGAGAAGUUAGAGAAUGGCAAACUGAAGGCGCGUUGGCAGAACACGGAGACAAAUCAACAGGUCGAGGAAAUAUUCGACACUGUACUGAUGGCAACAGGACGAUACGCGCUCACCAAACAACUUAAUCUGGAAGCGGCAGGAGUCAAUUGCGUGACACCCAGCGGCAAGAUCGCGGCAGCCACGGAGCAAACGAACGUGCCGCACAUCUACGCGGUGGGCGACGUGCUGGAGGACCGGCCGGAGCUGACGCCCGUGGCCAUCCACGCCGGCCGCCUGCUGGCGCGCCGCCUGUUCAGCGGCAGCUCGCAGCAGAUGGACUACGACAACAUCGCCACCACCGUCUUCACGCCGCUCGAGUACGGCGCCGUCGGCCUCAGCGAGGAGGUCGCCACUAGCCGGUAUGGCGCUGAUAACUUGGAGAUCUACCACGCAUACUAUAAGCCGACGGAGUUCUUUAUCCCGCAGCGCAACAUCAAGAACUGCUACCUGAAGGCGGUGGCGCUCCGCGAGCAGCCGCAGAAGAUCCUGGGGCUGCACUUCGUGGGCCCGCACGCCGGGGAGGUCAUACAGGGCUUCGCCGCCGCCAUUAAAUGUGGUAUCACUAUGGAACAGCUGAUGAACACAGUGGGUAUCCACCCCACGGUGGCUGAGGAGUUCACCCGCCUCAACAUCACCAAGCGCUCCGGCAAGGACCCCAACCCUGCGUCGUGCUGCAGCUAA